AUGCUCAUGCGCUGCGUGAUUUUCCUCGGACUGGAUAAGCUGCGUCUCCCGCGGCCGCAAUGGCAUUCCAUUGGCCAUCGAAGCCCCGCCUCGUCCGGCGCGAAGUUCGGGAAACCGCCUCCCGACGACGAUGCCUUCAGCUCAACCCUCAACAUUGACUUUUCCGCGCAAUCGGCGAGUGAGGCGGCGUCCGUUUUAUUGGUCGCCACCACGCGGGGGUGUCUUGUGUUGCGCGGUCUCGCCGCGUGCGUUCUCGCGUUCUUCUUCCACAUUUUAUUCGGGAUUCGCUAUUUUGUUCUUGUGCACGUCUUUUUGUUUGGCAGUUUUGCCUUUUUCGUCCUGUUCCUUCCGCAACGCGUUUUUAUUGAACAGAUGGGGCGGCUGUGGAAGUUGGCGCUGCUUACGAUGCUUCUGGUUGGGCUGUUUAAUAAUAUGACGAUGGAUAUUUUGACGAUUCGCGAUACGGUAAAGCGAACCACAACGUCGGUAGUCCUUGGGAGCAAUUUUAUCAAUCCCGAACACGGGGGGAGUAGUGGUGGGGCGGCCUCCACGACUACACGGCGCGCACCCACUUCCAACCCUGACCUCCCAACGGAGGGAGAUAUCCGAACGCGGAGUGGUGACGAGGCCCUUGCCCCAUUCUCUCCUUCGGCGGAUAUCCUCAGCUUCUCACAGGGUUCUACAAAAGGUGCGGUCAAUUCAACCUGGAAAGACGAUCCCACGAUUUGGACGAAUCCCCACGACUUGUCCUUUGAAGCGGAUGCGGUCUCGACCUCGCUCGAUGAUAUUCUGAACCGUAUUUAUGCCAAACAUCGAAACGGGAUUCGGGACUUCGCCUACGGCUUUGCGCAGUCCUUUUUACUUCAAAAGUUGGGUGUUAUUUUUAACCAAACCAACACCACGGAGCUCGAGGCGGAUUUACGACUGUGGCUAUCCCAAUGGUCCGAAACCCCCGAGAAGGACUCCGGGUUCGAUCCUGCCCGAUGGAAUGCCGUCAACGCGACGACAUCGGGCGCGCGGAAAUCCCAUUCGAUGUUUAAAGGCCGCCCUGGCGGGCGGUCUUGGUGGGGCCAACUGCCCUUUCAGCUCUUGAAUACUUUUUUGGGCCGCACUAAUCGGUCAUCGGCCUUCCCUUCCGCGAUGGAUAACCACCCCCUCGGGGGUUCGACAAACGCAUCGGAGGUUCAUGGGGAGGACGAUCCUUCCACGGGCCCUUCCCCCCCUUCCCUCGAGACUAUCCCCUGGUCGGGGAUUUUGCGCUUGAUGACGCUGCAAAUUCUCCCCCUUAUUGAGCAUUUUGUGAAGAUUCUGGUGACGCUUGGGGCGAACUUUCUGAAUUUCACUGAUACCAUUUACGCCUUGAUUCUUUCGGUUCUUUUAUUUCGCUAUUUCACGCAGCUCGAGUACUCCCUGCUGUAUUAUGCGAUUCUGAAGGUUUUGGUGGUGGUGCAGCCCGAGCGCUGCGAGGCUCGCGCCCGCCGCAUCGAGCGCGAGAUCACGGUAUCCUUUACCACCCUUUUGGAGUCGUUUUGGCAUCUCAUUUGGUACCACUUCGCGAUUACCUUUACGAUGUUCAAAUAUUGGGGUCUCCCGACCCCUUUUUUCUGCGGUCUUCUUGCGGUGCUUUUGGUUCUCUUCCCCCUCACCCCCAAGUGGCUGAACCCGUGUUUGAUUGCCCUGGUCGUUUUGACAGCCCAGGCCCUUGCGGACGGGGGGAUGGUGGGGGUUCUAGGGGAUCGCCGCGUUCUCGGCUUCUUCGCCGCCGUUGUGGUGGAUUAUCGCGAUGAUUGGCUUUUGCAGGUCACCAAAGGGCCGCGCCGGGAUCCGCUGAGCGGUAAACUUCACUACGAAAGUAAACAUUUGCCCCCUUUUGUCGUCGGGACGAUGGUCGUUCUGGGGUUCGUGGCGUACGGGGCGGUCGGGAUAUUGUUGGGGCCCUUGACCGCAAUUAUCGCCAAGGUAUUUUUCGAUAAUUGGGAUCUCGAGUUGAUGAACUCGCCCUCGCUUCGGGGAUCCGUCUUGGACGAGCCCACGAGCCCUGCACAGGAAAAGGAUCGCUGA
Molecule: messenger RNA, 2061 nt
Organism: Phytomonas sp. Hart1
Lineage: Eukaryota; Euglenozoa; Kinetoplastea; Trypanosomatida; Trypanosomatidae
Source: the annotation of a GenBank genome assembly